AUGCCGUCGACCAGUAACUUGAAAAAUCGUCAUAUUUCAAUUUUGUCUUAUUGGAGCAGGGAUAUACGAUCUGCUUCUCUUAUUUAUCGUGAAAUACACAUUCCAUUGAACACUUUUUAUUACAAUAUUGACAAAUUAAAACAAACAGGUUCACUGAAACAUCGAGUUGGAAACGGUCGACCACGUGUCCUUGGUGGAAAAGAAAAAAAAGCUGUAGAUCAAUACAAUCCGUAUAAUACUGAAGUAGCUCUUAACGAAAUAAAAGAAAAUUUAUCGAGAAUGCCCCAUAAAUCAGUGUCUACAUCAACUAUUAAUCGUCAUCUUCAUGAAUAUGGUUAUAAAAAUGUUCUACCUCAGUCUAUUCACAUAUUAACAUCGGAUGAAAAACGGUAA
Messenger RNA from Rotaria sp. Silwood2, 393 nucleotides. Lineage: Eukaryota; Metazoa; Rotifera; Eurotatoria; Philodinida; Philodinidae. The record is from the annotation of a GenBank genome assembly.